Mesocricetus auratus (golden hamster) is the source of this 10835-nucleotide messenger RNA. It is a transcript of the gene Pank2, whose product is annotated as pantothenate kinase 2. Gene Ontology annotation, molecular function: ATP binding; pantothenate kinase activity. Lineage: Eukaryota; Metazoa; Chordata; Mammalia; Rodentia; Cricetidae. Bases 78 to 1289 code for a protein of 403 amino acids. Gene Ontology annotation, cellular component: cytosol; nucleus. The transcript has 6 exons. The record is from RefSeq and is a predicted model, not a curated record. Gene Ontology annotation, biological process: coenzyme A biosynthetic process.
CUGCGCUCAGCGGGCUGCGCGAAGACGGCGAGGCGGCGCUGGGGGGCUGGCUCGGGCGGCAACGGUGGCUGCUGCGGAUGGGAGCGGGCCGGCUCGGUGCGCCUAUGGAGCGCCAGGGCAGGGAUGCCGCCACCUCAGCCGCAGCCGGCGAGUCGGUGUCCGUGGACGCCGAAGCGCGGAGGCGGGAACCGCUCAGGCGCCGGGCGAGUAGCGCGGUGCCUCCGGGGUCCGGGGCGGCGGAGGGCGUGAGACGAGAGCGGCCUGGCUCCCUCAGCGGCACCGCCUCGGCCGCCCGCCCGCGCGGCGAGGGCCUCCGGAAGAGGCGGCCGCUUUUUCCAUGGUUCGGCUUGGAUAUUGGUGGGACCUUAGUCAAGCUGGUUUAUUUUGAACCUAAAGACAUCACUGCUGAAGAAGAAAAGGAGGAAGUGGAGAGUCUGAAAAGCAUUCGCAAGUACCUGACCUCCAAUGUGGCUUAUGGAUCCACAGGGAUUCGGGACGUGCACCUGGAGCUGAAGGACCUGACUCUGUGUGGACGCAAAGGCAAUCUGCACUUUAUACGCUUUCCCACCCAUGACAUGCCUGCUUUUAUUCAAAUGGGCAAAGAUAAAAACUUCUCGAGUCUCCACACUGUCUUUUGUGCCACUGGAGGUGGAUCAUACAAAUUUGAACAGGAUUUUCUCACAAUAGGUGAUCUUCAACUUCGCAAACUGGAUGAACUGGAUUGCUUAAUAAAAGGAAUUUUGUACAUUGACUCAGUUGGAUUCAAUGGACGGUCACAGUGCUAUUAUUUUGAAAAUCCUGCUGAUUCUGAAAAAUGUCAGAAGUUACCAUUUGAUUUGAAAAAUCCAUACCCUCUGCUUCUGGUGAACAUUGGCUCAGGGGUUAGCAUCUUAGCAGUGUAUUCCAAAGAUAAUUAUAAGAGGGUCACAGGCACCAGUCUUGGAGGAGGAACUUUCUUUGGUCUCUGCUGUCUUCUUACUGGCUGUAGCACUUUUGAAGAAGCUCUUGAAAUGGCAUCUCGUGGGGAUAGCACCAAAGUGGACAAAUUAGUUCGAGACAUUUAUGGAGGAGACUAUGAAAGGUUUGGAUUGCCAGGCUGGGCUGUGGCUUCAAGUUUUGGAAACAUGAUGAGCAAGGAGAAGAGAGAGGCUGCCAGUAAGGAGGACCUUGCCAGAGCAACUUUGAUCACCAUCACCAACAACAUUGGCUCCAUAGCAAGAAUGUGUGCCCUUAAUGAAGGUUAUUUUGGAGCUGUUGGUGCACUUCUUGAGCUGUUGAAGAUACCCUGACUUUUACCCAGAGGACUUCCUGAAAGGGGCAUCUGUGGACUUCUGUUUUUUUUUUUUUUUUGAAGAGACUUAAUGUUUUAUGAUCGUGUACUACCCAAAUCAGAGCAAGAAACAAAUGUAUUUUUCUAAGUCAUCAAGAUAAAUUCUUAAAAUUCUGUCUAACCUAGCAACCAGUAAGGAACUGUUUUCUUUUUCCCUGUUAUUCUUCAGUGUAGUACUAUUAACUCCAAGAUGCUUUGAACUCCAAUAUCACCCACUGGAUAUGCAGUGGAGAGCUGUCUGUCCUUCUGCUAGCAGGUGACUGCUUGUCCUGUGGAAAUGUGUUAGAAUCUAACUGGUUUUUGUCAGUAUGCCCUUGAAGGUCGUCUUCUAUGCACAUUCUGGUUCAUGUUUAAUCUCUGUGUUAGCAUACUGAAACUGGUUUAUUUCAAGGUUCUGCAAACUUGGCUCAACAUGAAUUUUGGAAGGGCACUUUCUGUCCUCUAUACUGUGUGGAGAGACACAACUUCUGGUAGAAUUCUCUUGGGUAGGUGAUUGGGACCUGAUGGAGGUGGUGAGCUGGUUGAAAAGGAAGUGCCAGAGCGACAGCAAGAGUGCUUAAUCUUUUCAUACCGAGUGGCAGAGGAGGAACAAUGUUUACUGAAUAACUUACGUUCUUCAGGAUGCUAGUAUGUGGGAUACUUACAGGGAGAUGACUCAGAAGUCUGCUGAGAUGGACAGGCCAUGAGUCACUUUUGAUAGGAACUGGACCUUUCUUCUGUGCAGAAUCAUUUAAGUGUUUUGUAUUUGUUAUUUCUGUCUUCUUACAUUGAAGAAACAAGCUCAGAAGGGCAAGCCUCAAUGGUACACAGCAAGGGGGUGAAUAGUUCUACAUCUCCCAUUACUUGUCUGUUUUCUCUUUCCUCCUGUUCAGCCCAGUGUGAUUCCAUGGGAGAGUUCUUUUUAUUUUUUGAGACAGUGUCUCCUGUAGUUCAGGCUAAUCUCAAAUGUGGAAUAUUGCAGUAUAGCUGAGGCUCACUUUGAACUGCUGAUGCAGUUGCUUCCACAUCUGAAAUGCUGGGAUUAUAUGUGUACACCACUAGUAUAACGCCAUUGUAAAUGCAAAGGGUGUUUCAGCGCCUCAUCCCUGGCAGCUGUCUACCUACUGAUUUAUCCUGACAGUUCCACACUCAAGCUCAGCUGUGGGUCUCUCCAAGCUGUCCUCCUGUUGGUCCCAGCACUAUCUGCAGAAAUGUGUACAUUGCAUCUCACGGCCACCUCUGACCUGUGAGCUGCAUCCAAGUGCCUGUUGGAACCAUCUUGUCUAAGUACUUUCUUUGGAGGCCAAAAUUUCCACCUCACUCCUCCCACUCAGGUAGGAAGGAGGGUUUGUGGCCAUGAAGCACAGAGAAAGUAGCCGGGGCUGUGAGAUGGGAGAAGGAUGCCUGUAUGACGAGGAAAUGUUUCAUGGGCUCUGGUGACUGGUGUAGGAGGUGAGAGAGAGACAGGAGGUGCUGAGUGCCUGGUUUUGAGAACACCCAAAGCAUUGGGACAUUUGAAUUAGAGACAGCAUGGGAAAAUGUGGAGAUGGGCAGUGAAGGAACAGGCUGUAGGGAAAGCAACCUGGAGUAAAGGGACCUGGGAAUCAGAGAGCAAAAUGCUAAACGGGUUCUUGAUGGAAGGGUUAGAAGGAUGCCCAGAGGCAGGUCCAGGAUUAUGUGUGACCUUGGUGAAGUCAUAGGCUGAAGCUGAACAGCUUACUGCCUUGUGUUAGGGGAGGAAAGCAGCCACAUUUACAGGAUUUUGAGGCUUAAGGUUGGGGCAAGUUUUCGUAGUGUUGCAGACUAUCAAAGGAUAAAGCUAUAUACCAAGCUACCUCAAGUGCUGGUGGUAACAGUAGGAAUGGAUGAUGUGGUCUGGCUUCUUGCUGUCACUGAGGCCUGAUGGGUUUUUUCCCAUCAGUGUGCCCCACCUUACCCCAUGCCAAAGGACGACAGGUCAGAGGUCGUUCAGUUUCAUGCCCAUAAGUUGACAGGUAUAUAAUACAAAGUAUUUCAAAAUCUGCCCUUUAUUUACAUGUGUUUGGGUCAAUUACAUGCAUGUUUAAUUUUUAAACAAGUGAUUAGCAAAAAAUGCAUUAAAGUUUUAAAAUAGCAAUUAAAUAUACAAAAAUAUAGCUUACAAAAACCAAUGUUUAAAAAUAUUCUGCUGCAGAAUUCUUAGUGUACAAACAGUCUAUGAAACCUGGGGUUCAGCAUUUCAUAAACCUUUUUUUUUAAGGGAGUUAUAUCUAGUAAAUAAGCCCCAAAAGGCUAAACUACAAGACUAAAGUGCCACUCCCCCACUCUCCUGGCCAUGACUUGUCAAGAGACUCAGAGGCACCAUUUCCAGGCCAUCACCAGGAAGAUGCCCUGCUUCUCCACAUCAGCCAUACUGGAAUGGAAUGGGUGGUGCUGAGGUUUCCGAUCCAUACAAGUCCCUUAACACUGAUAGGGCCAUGUUCUUAGCUACAUCAUGUCUUUGAAACAGCAGGGGUGUGUUCUCCCUGACCCUAUGAACAAAGGAACUAAGAAAGUGGAUACUUGCUUGGUCUAACUAGAAUAAAAGCAUCUUGCAGCAAUUUGGGUUCUAAAGCUGAAUGUGAAAACAGGCUGACAAGUGUUCAGCUCAAUUAGCGUACCCAAAUUGUGUUAAAUCUUAUUUAAAAGCUUUUACCUGGCAUUUCAGGUCCUCAUCUCUAAGAUUUAGAUACUGUGAUGCUUCCAUUUUUUUUAAAGAUUCAUUUUUAUGUGUAUUGAGUGUUUGCUUGCAUGUAUAUGUGUGUACCUGGUGCCCUCAAAUGCCAGAAGUCGUCUCCGGGAACUGAAGUUACAGACUGAAGCUAUGAGCCACCAUGUGGAUGCUGGAAUCUGAACCUGGGUCCUCUGGAAGAGCAGCCAGUGCUCAUAAUCGAUUAACCAGGCUAGAGGUAUCAAGUACCAGAAGGAUGGGUCUCACUUUUCAAGGUUCAUCUGGGGUGAGCACAGGCACACUUAGGCUGCAGGGAAGCAGGUAGGUGGGGCAAACUUUGGGUGGUGGAUGCUGAGGAGCAAGGCACAUACUGCUUUCUUUUGGGGUUGCCUGGAGGAGGCUGCUUUAGUUUUUAAAUUGAGAGGUCAAAAAUGAGCUUAGAAAAAAAGUGAUUUCUGUUUAUGAGAAAGUUGGGUGAGGGGAGAAUUCUGUAGGAAAUAUUUGCUUCUAUAGUGUCUCAUUUGCAGACACUUAGGUGUAAUGACUGUUAACCCUGGGGACUUAGGAGACCUCUAUGUUGAUGAGCCAUGCUUUCCUCCCCCCAAAACACUGACAUCAACUAAGUGACCAUUGCAGCUUGGAAAGGCAACUGGUUCAGGCACCUGAAGAGACUGUUUAGUGCUAGGGGGAAGACUGUCAUUCUGGAGAGGGUAGGGAAAUCAGCUGUGCUCGUUUUAUUAGGGGUAAGGGACAGAUCUGUAAAAGAACCUGCACAAAAGGAAUGUGAAUGUAAAAGCAGCCUCCACUUCUGGCUCACUUUUCAUGUAGCUACCUUCACUUCUGAGAUGGCUUUCUGUAUAAAGUCUCUCAACGAGUACACACCACAAACACCCCUCCCCUGAAAGGAGACAAGAGGAACAAUGAAUUGAGUGCUCAUGGGACACUUUUGUAAGGAAGACAGCUACUGUGGUGUUUGAAUUUUGUGAAGCAUUACCUAUUCAAAGACUAAAGGAAGACUGAGCAACCAAGUCAAGAUUCAGUGUGGAGGCCAGGUAUGCUUUUAACUGCAGCAGAUGCAGAGGAAAAACUGAUCUCUGACUUUGAGGUCAGCCUGGUCUAUAGUUUCAGGACAACCCAGGAACCUGUUGCAAAAAGAUUGACUGUGGUAAAGCCAGGGGAAGCCUCACAGUUCAGGAAGUUCUUGAGUUUGUCACCAGGAAGGUAUGUACUAUCAACAGCUCCUGGUGGUCCCCAUGCCUAUGCCCACCAAACUGGACUGGCAUGUCUUCUAGGAACCAUGCUACAAUUCCUGGGUGGUGGCUAAGGAAAGGAGGUUCUGGGAGGCUGAUCUGAAGAAAAGCACAAAGCAAGUGAGCAGUGAGUGAACAAUUAAUUCAAACUCGUGCAAGCACUUCUACAUAGAUCUCCCUGGAACCUCUAUGGACUCUCAAGUUGUGUUGUACGUGUUCAGCACAGCAUAGAGUGGCUGUUCAAAGUCAGCAAGCUUUGCAACAGAGCCAGUCAAGAACAGUAUCUGGCAAUGGUGGGAGUCUUCUGUAUUCCUCAGUAUAGAUCUCACCCAGCGGCCACCUGUCCCUACCUGGCUGUUUUGUCCCACUUCCUGGUUAGGUAAGCACAUGCUAUAAGAACCAUAUUGGUCAGGGAUAGGCCAAACAAAAUUGCACAUGGUAAAGUAAAACAUGUUAAUGUCUUCUAUGUUGUAGUGACUCAAGUAGGAAUCUGAUUUGUUCCAUUUCUAAUGCCAGCUGAAUUCAGUUGACUUUCACCCAAUCCUCUAGACAUUUCAGAUGCUUGAGUUCAGAUAGUCCAAGAGUAAACACACACACACACACACAGAGGUUACCAGACACUUAGAAAAUGAUGGCCUCAUUGCAAGUUUGGGUCUGAGCAUAGUAUGGCUCAGCCAACUUCAAAUAUACAAGAAAACACUGGUGGGAGACCUAGAGACAUCAGGCAUAAAUGUUGGGUCAGAAUGGCUGGGAGAGGUAUGGCUGGGCUGCUGCAGCAGGAGGUGAUCACCAAGCCAAGAAGCAAACUUUGCACAUUUGCAGCUUCCAGCCCAAAGAAUGCCUUUUAGGCAGCAACCACAUUAACAGUGACUGUGCAGAAAGGGGACCUCAUUCAGGUCCAGCAGAAUGAAUGGACCCCCAGUACUUUAAAAGUGUCUGACUAUUCAGGCUGCACACCAACCACCUCAGUCUGUCUGGAGGUCUGAUGAGCAAUUUUACCUUUCCACAGAGCUUUGGUGAGGUUGGCUUUUUAGUAGGAAGGACAGGGAUAGAAAAGGCUGCGGCAAAAGAUCAGGGUUCUACAAAAGCUGUGAGUGGUAAUAGCUUUUCCUUAUAUCCAGUUAUGCAAUAUGAAAUGAUGGAUGCUAGCCUAUAACAAAAUAGGCCAGAAGAAGCCUACUUCUGGCAUUGGUCACUGAAAACAUUUUACUGUAAAGUGAGUGAGUGGGCAUUUGACUCUGGUGCUACAAACCUAACAGAAGAGCAAGAGAAACAUAGGCAUGAAUUUUUGGGGCCAAUCAGGCUAAGGCUCUCAGAAAAUGGUUCACUCUCCCUUGCUCUGUAUAGGAAUCCAGCUGGCCUGCCAUAAAUAGAGCAUACACUGGGGACAGCCAAUUCUUACCGACUAGAUUGUAAUUUUCCAAAUGGACUCUGCCAAGAACCCCCACGCCCCCAGUCCCCUUUUGCAAGAGGAUCUCACUAUGAAGCCAAGGCUGGUCUCAAAUUUGUGGCCCUGCCUGCCUCAGCUGGGACUACACAGGUGUGUCUACCACAUUUGGCUUCCUUAGCACUUUAAUGUUAGACAAAUAAGAAUUUUCUUGCCCAUCUGACCUCAGCUACCAGAGGCAGGUCCCCUCUAAUUCUAAGAUUGGGUGGAUGCCAAGAACAGAGUAGCAAAGCCCCCCUCCCCCAAUCCUCUCCAUGCCAGACUGUACUUCCUGCAAAAACUUCCUCCUUACAACUGUGGGACAGCAGGGCAGAGCGACUGAUGAGGCAUUACAGUGGCACUGUUGUGACGAGGGAGGGAAGAGCAAGCUGUGUAUAAAGAAUGUUCUGUGCUUUACAUGGCUAAUUUACAGGGUCCACAAAUCCCAUUGGAGGCAAUCAUCUCUAGAAAAGUUGGACAGGAAAAAGCCAAAGAGCAGCAUGCAUUUCUGAUAUAAAAACACCUUCAGUUAGGGAUAUCAAGUCCAAAUAACUGAGGUACACACCAACAGAAGGCCAGCCAUGCAGGAGCUUCCUCAAACUAUUUACAACUCCAAGUGGCUCACUGGCUUCACGAUUCGGAGUUACAGGGAGCUUAUUUGGGAUAAAUACUUAAAAAUACAGUAAGACAGUUUUUCUUAAGUUGAAAAGGAGAAGAGAGGAGGGGAGGGAAAGGAGAAGAGAGAAACAAAGUGUCAGCGUCCUGGUCAUCCAGGUGGGUAAGGACGGCCUUGCUGAGAAAGUAGCUCCUCUUUGGAGCCAUCUGAGGGGCCUAGUGGGCUGAGGCCAGCAGCUAUACCUUACACAAGACCAUGGAGGUUCAGGGUCAAGCUCCUGCUGGGUCUUACUGAUGACUAGGAGGGAAAACAGAAGAGGGAUGGCUCCUGACCAGGCCUUUCCAAGUGUUCUAAUGGCUUCAACUUGGAAGAUUUGACAGCAAGUGUGAACUGGUGUGUGUGUGUGUGUGUGUAUGUGUGUGUGGCGAGUGGUGUUGCUGCUGUUCCAUUAGUCUUCAGGUUCCAAGAAGGUCUUAGUAAAGGAACUGGCAGCCAGUUGUGCUUCAGCUGAUAGAACAGCUGGUUUCACGACUCAGAAUGCCAAGAGGGUUUGUGGCAACAGAGGCAGGUGAGGUCUACACAGCAGCUUAUAGGUCCACAGGUGAGUGUGGCAUUAAAGUCCCAGCCUCAGAUCCUUUCUCUAACACCCGUGUUAUCUUCCCUUCUGGUUGAUGUAGAGGUGCCUGGGAGACAGCAAGAGAUGCUUAGGAAAUUUCUGGAAGCAAGCCUACAGGCUCAUCCACUCCUCUUGGCCUAGGGUGUUGUUAGAGGGCUUUGGUUGUCACAAGAUCCAGACGCCUAGGGUCUCAGCUUGCCUGGCUCAGGAGUUCUUCAUGAGGCAAAGAAAGUGACAGUGGGUGCCCCAGGCAGAGAGCAGCCCAAACAAAGUUUGCUGUAUUCCUCCUGGCUCCACACUGAUGCAUCCAGCAAGUCUGAUUCUCGCAGCAAGCUAUACAAUGUUCUCUGCCCCAGGGAGGGGCUCUUGAGGGGGACCACGGUCCUGUUUACUGUGCAACUGGGCCAGCUGCAGCACCGGCAUAUUGCACAGGGGACACACUUUCCGGACUUCCAGCCACUUAACAAGGCACCUGUAGAACAAGACAGCCAGGUGGAAGACAUCAGCUCUAGACUUACAGUAAGCAAGGAGCCUAGGGUGGGAUCUCAGCCCUAGAGUCCACAUACCUGACAAGCCAAAGGUUUCUAUCUCACACAAGGUAACAAUGGUACCACAACUAACACAUGUGUGACUUCCUAUAAAGUAUGCCUAUGUAGGAAAGCAGGAAAAAUAAAAUUUCCAGAAGAGGAUAUGAAAUGUGUCUGUAGAAAGGAAGGUGGCCCUACAACACCAUGUAUAUAUCCACACUAUUUGUUGUAACUGGUUGUGAUUAAAAUACAGCUUCAAGAGAUGGAAACAGUUGUUGGAAAGUUCCAGCCAAAGAGCUGUUUAUAGAAGUGCAGGAUGGGCUGGAUCUCUGCCCAACCCUGCAGUGGUGGUCAUGUUCCAUUUCCCUGUUCCCUCCUAAUGUCACGUACACAUGCAUGUGCCCCACCCUGUGGUGUGCUGUCAGUUUUUACAUUACAGACCCAUUAUGAAGCCAUCACGCUUGGCUAGCAAUGCCCCAUAGCCUAGAUAAGUUGGAUCAUAUUAAAUAUUGUCAUUACCAGUACUCACUUUCUGUGGAAGGCAUGCUUACAUGGACAGAUCCCCAGUUCGUCUCGAGGCUUGAAGUCUUCUAGACACACAGCACAGAGCUGAAAGUUAAGUCAUAGUGGGGUCAGUGUCUACCACAAAACAUGGUGUGGGUUCCUGAAACUCAGCUUGAGGGGAUCAGGCUGCACAUUCUGUACAUCUGUAGUUAAAGUCAGCAUAUAGAAUAAUGUUAAAUGCAAUCCUUAAGACAGGCAUGUUGAGUUAGUUGUGCCUACAAGCCCAUGGGAGGCUGAAGCAAGAGGACUGUUGUGAAUUCAAGGACACGUUGGGCUACAAAUGAGAACCUGUCUCAAAAACAAUCCCUGAAAAAUCUUGAGACUUUGUGUAAGGGCUAAGCCUCAUUAUCAACCUGACUGGCUUUUAGAAGUCACCUAGGACACACUAGAUGUUUUCAGAGAGGUCUAACUGAGGAGGAAGACAAACCUUCAGUGCAGGCUGACUAUGCACAUUGAAUAUAGAGCGAGGAGGGGCAGGAAAGCCUUGUGAACAUCAGUGUUUAUUUCUCUGCUUCUCACUGGAGGACACAGUGUGAGCUGCUCAUGCCUUGCUUUCUGCCAGGUCUUCACCAUGAUGUGAUGAAUGGUUACCCAGACUGUGAGCCACAAUAAACCCUUUCUUUAAGUGCUGUCAGGUAUUUUGUCAGUGACCAGAAGAGUAAGUGAUAAGACACAGGAGAGGGAAGGGCCCAUCUUUUUCAGCUGAAAACGAAGGUAUUGAAGCAUACCACUUGUUUUGAGAAUCAUGGAAAGAUUAAAAUACUUAAAAGCAACUUACCUCAUGUAAAUUCAGUUCUUUUACUUUUUCUUUUAAUAUAACCUGUAAGAUAAAAAAAAUGCUCUAACACCCACAUAAAUACGUAGGCAUGCAUUUUUACCCACUGUACCAUCUCACCAGUCACAUGAAUAUGUACAUGGUAGUCAGAGUAUUUGCCUAGCAUGUACUGGGCUCAGGUUUCAAUUCCCACUGCUACAUGCACGGAAGUGAUUGAAGAAUUUCUCAAUUCUGCCGACAAAUAUAUGCAUAUUUUAUAUGUGUAUAUUAUAUAGGUGGAUAAGAAACAUGUAUGUAUCUAGUUCAUUUUCCUUUGAAACAAUAUUCUAACCUUUUGUAAGACAGGACUAGCCUGGGAUUCACUAUGUAGAUCAAGCUAGUCAUAAAUUCAUGGAGAGCUGUCUGCCUCUUCCUGAAUGCUGAGAUUAACAACAUUCUUUUAAAUAUUCUGAAAAGCACUUUUUAUUUUUCUAAAGAUACGUUCGUAUGUAGUUCAAGCUGGUCUUGAGCUUACUAUAUAGCUAAUAAUGACUUCUAACCUCUGCUCUUUCUGUGUCCACCUCCUGAAUGGCUAGGAUUACAGGUGUAUACUCAUGCCCAGUUUAGGGGGUGCUGAGGAUUGGACUUAGGACCUUGUGCAUACUUGGCAAGCCUCUUCUAACUGAGCUACAUCUUCAGCUCUACUUCUGAAUCUUCUUGAGGAUAGAGCAAAUCUUAACACAUGCUCAUCUGGAUUGUGAUGAAAUUGGUGGAAGCAAUAACCACAAUUCAGUUAUGUGGCAUUGGUUGAUGAGAGUAAUUCAUAAAAGAUUAAAAUGUAAAGUCAAUUUUAAUUUUGGAAGUGUAGUGGGAAUUCAUUUCUGCCAGUAGUUUCGGAAUCUUAGGGCGUGGCUUCGAUGUGUGACAUGAUCUCUUAUAAGGAAGAAGAGGGGUCUCACUUGCUGUCUUUUGAGGUUAUGGUCUGAGACCUGAUUGUCAUCCUGUGCCUCUAAGGACAAAAGACCACGGCAGCUAUUUACCUUUAUUAUGUAAGUGAUCCCCAAAUAAAUAUGUUAUUCUUUUA